Molecule: messenger RNA, 2049 nt
Organism: Hordeum vulgare subsp. vulgare (domesticated barley)
Lineage: Eukaryota; Viridiplantae; Streptophyta; Magnoliopsida; Poales; Poaceae
Source: the annotation of a RefSeq genome assembly
AUGAUUGACCAAUAUAAACAUCAACAACUUCAAAUUGGACUCGUUUCCCCUCAACAAAUAAAGGCUUGGGCUAACAAAAACCUACCUAAUGGAGAAGCCGUUGGCGAAGUCACAAGGCCCUCUACUUUUCAUUAUAAAACCGAUAAACCAGAAAAAGAUGGAUUGUUUUGCGAAAGAAUCUUUGGACCCAUAAAAAGCGGGAUUUGCGGUUGUGGCAAUUCUCGAGCGAGCGGAGCUGAAAACGAAGACGAAAGAUUUUGCCAAAAAUGCGGGGUAGAAUUUGUGGAUUCUCGGAUACGAAGAUAUCAAAUGGGAUACAUCAAACUCGCAUGUCCCGUGACUCAUGUGUGGUAUUUGAAAGGUCUUCCUAGUUAUAUCGCGAAUCUUUUAGAUAAACCUCUUAAGAAGUUGGAGGGCCUAGUAUACGGCGAUUUCUCUUUUGCUAGGCCCAGCACUAAAAAACCCACUUUUUUACGAUUACGAGGUUUAUUCGAAGAGGAAAUUGCAUCCUGUAACCACAGCAUUUCUCCCUUUUUUUCUACCCCAGGCUUUGCAACAUUUCGAAAUCGGGAAAUUGCGACAGGAGCAGGUGCUAUUAGAGAACAAUUAGCAGAUUUGGAUUUGCGAAUUAUUAUAGAGAAUUCUUUGGUCGAAUGGAAGGAAUUAGAAGACGAGGGGUAUAGUGGAGAUGAGUGGGAAGAUAGAAAAAGACGAAUAAGAAAAGUUUUUUUGAUUAGACGCAUGCAAUUGGCGAAACAUUUUAUUCAAACAAAUGUAGAACCAGAAUGGAUGGUUUUGUGCUUAUUACCGGUUCUUCCUCCCGAAUUGAGACCUAUUGUUUAUAGGUCUGGAGAUAAAGUAGUGACUUCAGACAUUAAUGAACUUUAUAAGAGAGUUAUCCGUCGGAACAACAAUCUUGCCUAUCUAUUAAAAAGAAGUGAAUUAGCGCCAGCAGAUUUAGUAAUGUGCCAGGAAAAAUUGGUACAAGAAGCCGUGGAUACACUUCUUGAUAGUGGGUCCCGCGGGCAACCGACGAGGGAUGGUCACAAUAAAGUAUACAAAUCACUUUCAGAUGUAAUUGAAGGUAAAGAGGGAAGGUUUCGCGAGACUCUGCUUGGGAAACGGGUCGAUUACUCGGGGCGUUCUGUCAUUGUUGUGGGUCCUUCGCUUUCAUUACAUCAAUGUGGAUUACCUCUAGAGAUAGCAAUAAAGCUUUUUCAGCUAUUUGUAAUUCGCGAUUUAAUCACGAAACGCGCCACUUCUAAUGUCAGGAUUGCUAAAAGGAAAAUUUGGGAAAAGGAACCCAUUGUAUGGGAAAUACUUCAAGAAGUUAUGCGGGGACAUCCUGUACUGUUAAAUAGAGCACCUACUCUGCAUAGAUUAGGCAUACAGGCCUUUCAACCCACUUUAGUAGAGGGGCGUACUAUUUCUUUACACCCAUUAGUGUGUAAGGGUUUCAAUGCAGACUUUGAUGGAGAUCAAAUGGCUGUUCAUCUACCUUUAUCCUUGGAAGCUCAGGCGGAAGCCCGUUUACUUAUGUUUUCUCAUAUGAAUCUCUUAUCUCCUGCUAUUGGGGAUCCUAUUUGCGUACCAACCCAAGACAUGCUUAUCGGGCUUUAUGUAUUAACAAUUGGAAAGCGUCGAGGUAUUUGUGCAAAUAGAUAUAAUAGUUUCAGAAACUAUCCAAAUUUAAAAGUCAAUUACAAUAAUAAUAAUUCUAAGUAUAGGAAAGAUAAAGAACCCCAUUUUUCUAGUUCUUAUGAUGCACUGGGAGCUUAUAGACAAAAACUAAUCAGUUUAGAUAGUCCCUUGUGGCUACGAUGGAACCUGGAUCAACGCGUCAUUGGGUCAAGAGAAGUUCCGAUUGAAAUUCAAUAUGAAUCUUUGGGGACUUAUCAUGAGAUUUAUGCUCACUAUCUAAUAAUGGGAAAUAGAAAAAAAGAAAUUCGUUCGAUAUACAUUCGAACCACUCUUGGUCAUAUUUCUUUUUAUAGAGAAAUAGAGGAAGCCGUACAAGGAUUUAGUCAGGCCUAUUCAUACACUACCUAA